AUGGGUUUACAGAACCAGCUCUCCGACGUGUCAUCGGAAUCAAUCCUAAUAUUAAUGGUAGUCCUCAUCGGAAAAAGCGCACGUUAUCUCUACUCCGUUUUCUUCACUAUCUUGCGCCUUUUCUCACCCCGGUUCGAUUCGGAUCAUGCUGUUUCCGACGAAACUUUUCACGAGUUCGUGGGAUCUGGCCUGGCCGGUCUAGUCCUUCUGACCGAGCAAUUAAAUCUGAACCGGGAUUUUUUUUAUACAAAAAUGUUCCGUGACGGCGUUGGUGGGGCCGGUUCAGAUUGUGUAGUGUGCCUGAACCAGCUGGGUGAAGGUGACCUCGUGCGCAAGUUAGCGUGCCGCCAAGGUUUUCCAUAA
This is a messenger RNA of Fraxinus pennsylvanica, 363 nucleotides long. NCBI's taxonomy places the organism in Eukaryota, Viridiplantae, Streptophyta, Magnoliopsida, Lamiales, Oleaceae. The record is from the annotation of a GenBank genome assembly.